AAACAAUAGUAGCUCUAAAGAAAAAAGGAUUCCUAAAAAAUCAGUCACUCCUCUUAAUCUUCUCCUAUCUCUCAUUUUCGUGGGUUUUGUUUUUGUUAUCUUCUUCGUUUGGAUAUUAUUACAUUUGGGACUCAAGAAGAAAUCGAAUCUAUCGUGUGUGUAGAUUGCUUCUCUCUAUCUCUUCUCUCGCUACACAACAAUGGCUGCUUACACGUGUACUUCCCGUCCGCCGAUUUCUAUCCGGUCAGAGAUGAGAAUCGCUUCCUCGCCGACGGGUUCCUUCUCUACUCGACAGAUGUUCUCUGUGUUGCCGGAAUCGAGCGGAUUGAGGACUCGCGUUUCUCUAUCUUCACUCUCGAAGAAUUCUAGGGUUUCCCGAUUACGACGAGGCGUUAUCUGUGAAGCUCAGGACACUGCUACAGGAAUUCCAGUGGUCAACGAUUCAACAUGGGACUCUCUAGUUCUCAAGGCUGAUGAGCCUGUGUUUGUCGACUUUUGGGCACCAUGGUGUGGACCCUGCAAAAUGAUUGAUCCCAUUGUCAACGAACUCGCGCAAAAGUACGCCGGCCAGUUCAAGUUCUACAAACUUAACACUGAUGAGUCUCCUGCAACCCCUGGCCAGUAUGGUGUUAGAAGCAUCCCAACUAUCAUGAUCUUUGUCAAUGGUGAGAAGAAGGAUACAAUCAUCGGUGCUGUCUCUAAAGACACUUUAGCAACCAGCAUCAACAAAUUCUUGUAAUGAACUACUAGUCACUGUUCUCUUUUCUCUGUAUCUCUCGACUCUCUACCUUUUACCUAUCUACUCAUCACUGUUCAUCUAGACUUGUAUGAUAAUAUGAUGUCUCAGGUUUUCAGAAUUUGAAGUCUACGAAAACAUUUUAUUAUUGUUACCAAUUUACACGGUUAGAACUUUGAAGAGGCCUGGUCGUAGGGGCUAAAAUUCUAAUCUCUAACUAA
This is a messenger RNA of Arabidopsis thaliana (thale cress), 957 nucleotides long. It is a transcript of the gene THM1, whose product is annotated as thioredoxin M-type 1. Gene Ontology annotation, molecular function: enzyme activator activity; protein-disulfide reductase activity. The transcript is spliced from 2 exons. Gene Ontology annotation, cellular component: chloroplast stroma. The coding region runs from base 200 to 739 and encodes 179 amino acids. The record is from RefSeq and is marked reviewed. Lineage: Eukaryota; Viridiplantae; Streptophyta; Magnoliopsida; Brassicales; Brassicaceae.